AUACUUGCAGAAGCUAUCAUCCAGUGUUUAAAAGAAUACGAAACAGUACGACUUUUGAGACGUCUUAACCCGUGGCAGCCUAUAAAUAGAUUCCGCUGUAUUGGAUUCCUCGCUGACGUCAACGGCGCACAAAACAGUCGCUGAUUUCGGUAUCCUUUUGUUGAAGCAAUUACUGCUCUACUCAACCCACACCGGUUACCAUCGAUAAGUGGUAGCGUCAUCGUCAGGAUGAGCUUGCGAUGGAUACAGGAGAACCAGGAAGCUCCGAUCGUCGACGAGGAGUCGAGUGACAUCGAAGACAGCAGCGGCGACAACACCGACGAUCAAAUUGACCACCUGAGCGUCGAAGAGGACGACGUCGAGGCCGAAGGCGAAGUCGCCGAGCAUCGACGACAAAAACGGGAAACCUUUCGGCAUCCAACCACGACGGUUUCGCUGAGAGACAUCAGAAGAAAAGCCAUGGAACAGGGCUACGAUCCGAAUAUUCCCAUGGGAAACCCCACCUACGGUCCCGUGAUGCAGCUGCAUUCUAUGACCGGAUAUCGCCUGGCUAUUCUACCCUGUGGAAAAGUCCGAGGACUCGAAUGCGAGUGCAGUCCUUACGCGAUACUCAAAGUGACCGUUUUAUCGUUCGAUAUUGUCGUCCAAAUCGAGGGAUUGGAAACCGGAUUGUUUUUGGCGAUGAAUGCGAGGGGUCGAUUGUACGGAGAGAGAAACAAGGAUAAGGACAACACGACUUGGCAGCAUCUUACGGUCCGUUCCUACGAUUCGUAUCGCUCUGUAAAAUAUGCAGACCGCGAAUGGUACGCCGGAAUAAAAUCAAACGGACGUCCAAAGAACGGAAGAAAGACAGCGAUCAAUCAAAAGGCGACCAAAUUUUUACCAAUCCGAUGAAAAGAUCAGCCGCGGAAGAAAAAUUCAACUGUAUUAUUAUUAUUAUUACCAUCAUCAUCAUCAUCAUCAUCAUCAUCAUCAUUGUUAUUGAUUUUAGUUUUAUAGAUUAUAUAUUAUACACCGGACUAGAUGCGUAAAACGUAUUAUAAUAUAUGCAUAGAUGUUAAACAUCCUUCAAAUGUUCAUGUUUAUGGAUAUUGAACGUAGCGUAGAUGUAUUUUUUUUUAAACACUAUACAUAUUUAUACGAAGUAUA
Messenger RNA from Neodiprion fabricii, 1149 nucleotides. RefSeq names its product fibroblast growth factor 1-like. Gene Ontology annotation, biological process: positive regulation of cell population proliferation; positive regulation of protein phosphorylation; cell differentiation. Bases 229 to 894 code for a protein of 221 amino acids. The transcript has 5 exons. Gene Ontology annotation, cellular component: cytoplasm. The record is from RefSeq and is a predicted model, not a curated record. Lineage: Eukaryota; Metazoa; Arthropoda; Insecta; Hymenoptera; Diprionidae. Gene Ontology annotation, molecular function: fibroblast growth factor receptor binding; growth factor activity.